Colius striatus (speckled mousebird) is the source of this 3728-nucleotide messenger RNA. It is a transcript of the gene ACSL1, whose product is annotated as acyl-CoA synthetase long chain family member 1. Bases 128 to 2224 code for a protein of 698 amino acids. The transcript is spliced from 21 exons. Gene Ontology annotation, cellular component: membrane; endoplasmic reticulum. Gene Ontology annotation, molecular function: arachidonate-CoA ligase activity. The record is from RefSeq and is a predicted model, not a curated record. NCBI's taxonomy places the organism in Eukaryota, Metazoa, Chordata, Aves, Coliiformes, Coliidae. Gene Ontology annotation, biological process: very long-chain fatty acid metabolic process; long-chain fatty acid metabolic process; long-chain fatty-acyl-CoA biosynthetic process.
CGGCACACGCGCACGCUGCUGCCGCCGUGCUCCGCUUAAAUAGGGCGGCGCUGGAGGAGCCGCGUAGAGCUGUGGUUGUUGUAGCCGGUGGGAGAUUCCAGUAUUGGGACAACGUCACUGAACUGCGAUGCAAGCACAUGAGUUGUUCAGACACCUACGAAUGCCGGAGCUUGGGGAUGUCAGACAGUAUGUGCGCACCCUGCCCACCAAUACACUGAUGGGCUUCGGGGCUUUCGCUGCUCUCACCACCUACUGGUAUGCAACGAGACCAAAAGCACUAAAACCGCCGUGUGACCUAGCAAUGCAGUCUGUGGAAGUAGAGGGUGGUGAGCAUGCUCGAAGGUCUUCUCUUCUUAAGAGUGAUGAACUGUUGAUUUACUACUAUGAUGAUGUCAGAACAGCUUAUGAUAUUUUCCAAAGGGGUUUGCAAGUAUCAAAUAAUGGUCCGUGUCUAGGUGUUAGAAAACCAAACCAGCCGUAUGAAUGGAUUUCCUAUAAAGAGGCUUCAGACAGAGCUGAGUGUGUGGGUUCUGCAUUACUCCACCGAGGCUUCAAACCAUCUCACAUUCAAUAUAUAGGAAUCUUUUCACAAAACAGACCUGAGUGGGUUAUCAUUGAACAGGGAUGCUAUGCAUUCUCCAUGGUGGUGGUGCCACUCUAUGAUACACUGGGAACUGAAGCAAUUACCUACAUUGUGAACAAAGCUGACUUGUCAUUGGUUUUCUGUGACAAACCUGACAAGGCCAAACUUCUGCUAACCAGUGUGGAAAAGGGAGAAACACCAAUACUCAACACCAUUGUUAUCAUGGAGUCUUUUGGCACAGAUCUUGUGGAACGUGGCAAGAAGUGUGGAGUGGAAAUCUUCAGCAUGAAACAAAUAGAGGACCUGGGAAGAGCACACAGGCAAAAACCUAUGCCUCCAAAGCCAGAAGAUCUAGCAAUCAUCUGUUUCACCAGUGGAACAACAGGAAACCCCAAAGGAGCUAUGAUCACUCAUCAAAACAUAGUCAGCAAUACUUCAGCUUUUGUGAAAACUACAGAGAACACAUAUAUGCCUUCUCCUGAUGAUGUUCUGAUAUCAUUCCUGCCUUUGGCUCAUAUGUUUGAGAGAAUUGUUGAGUGUGUGGUUCUGUGCCAUGGAGGUCGGAUAGGAUUCUUUCAAGGGGAUAUCAGACUACUUAUGGAUGACCUAAAAACACUGCAGCCAACUGUAUUUCCUGUAGUACCAAGACUGUUGAACAGAAUGUUUGACAAGAUCUUUGGACAGGCAGAUACUUCAUUAAAGAGGUGGAUGCUGGAUUUUGCCUCCAAGAGGAAAGAAGCAGAACUCAGAAGUGGUAUAAUUAGAAAUAACAGUUUCUGGGAUAAAGUCAUCUUCCGCAAAAUACAGGCAAGUUUGGGAGGAAAAGUAAAGCUGAUGGUUACAGGAGCAGCACCUGUAUCUGCAAGUGUACUGACGUUCCUGAGAACAGCUCUUGGUUGUCAGUUCUAUGAAGGUUAUGGACAGACUGAAUGCACAGCUGGAUGCUCACUGUCACUGCCUGGUGACUGGACAGCAGGUCAUGUUGGAGCACCCAUGCCAUGCAGUAUGAUAAAACUUGUUGAUGUACAAGAAAUGAAUUACUUGGCUGCCAAAGGAGAGGGUGAGGUGUGUGUAAAAGGGCCAACUGUAUUCCGUGGCUAUUUGAAAGAUCCGGAAAAAACAGCAGAAGCUCUGGACAAAGAUGGCUGGCUUCAUACAGGAGAUAUUGGGAAAUGGCUACCAAAUGGUACACUGAAGAUCAUUGACCGGAAAAAACACAUCUUCAAACUAGCCCAGGGAGAGUACAUAGCACCAGAGAAAAUAGAAAAUGUCUAUCUGAGAUGUGAAGCACUUGCUCAGGUGUUUGUCCAUGGAGAGAGCUUGCAGGCCUUCUUAGUAGCUAUUGUGGUACCUGACCCUGAGACUUUGCGCAGCUGGGCCAAGAAAAAGGGAUUUGAAGGCUCAUAUGAAGAGCUAUGCAAAAACAAGGCCCUCAAAAACCACAUUCUAGAAGACAUGUUGAGGAUUGGGAAAGAAUCAGGUUUGAAGUCAUUUGAACAGGUCAAAGACAUCUUCUUGCACACGGAAAUGUUUUCUAUUGAAAACGGCCUGCUGACACCAACACUGAAGGCGAAGAGACCAGAACUGCGGAAACAUUUCCAGUCACAGAUAGAUGAACUCUAUGCUAAUGCCAAAAUGUAGCUGAGAGUGGAGUGAGGAAAGUGGCACUCGUCUGAUGUCUACUGUUGGCCUUCAUAUCUGUAAUUUGACUACAGCAAACAUAGGGAAGGAAACUGUGCAAUCAUUAACUUGUACAAAAAUGGGUACUUGCCAUAGGAACACUGAAGAAAUGGAACACUGCCUUACCGUCAAGUUGUGUUGCAUACUGUUUUUAUGGUGAUCUACAAUUUCCAAAAAGAGCCUUAACUAUAAAUGGUAACUAUACAUAAGUUAUUUUAGGACUUCCUUGGCUAAAAACAGGACUCUCCUUCACCAAGGAGCUAAGGUUUUCAUAUUGCCAGCAUGUUUGCUGUCUGCGGUGUAUUUUGCAGUUGUCAAUUCCACAAAGGAUUUGGCAGAUUUGAAAAUGCCUCCAAGACUCUUACUUCCUCAGAGGGAUUACUUAAUCUGUUAAAAAGAAAAACCAAAUGAGCUACCACCACAACUCCUCUCCCCCCCAGCCCCUACUCUUACGGUUGUUUAGCUGGUAUCAUGUCUUGCAUUGGUCCUCGUAUGAACAGGGGCAAGGCACCCGAGUGGUUUCUCUCCCUUUUUAUAUCUGUAGCCAGUUCUGAGAUCUACCUUUUGUAAGGUGGAAGUCAGAACUCCACACAAAGGAGACAGAGGAGUGCAGGUUGCUCAGAGUACAUCUGCAUAUGGUGGUUCUGGACUGGAAGCGUGGGUGCGGUUAACUCGGCAAGUGCAGCCUUUGCGAAAUGAACACGAUUCUAGAGUGGUGCCAGCCCUGUAAAUGAACAGAUCCAAACUCCGGUAAGAACACUAGAGCCCCAAAGCCAGUCAGGAGGCUAGGAUAUGCUAACAGUCAGGUAGACAUUGCACCUGUACUAGCCACUUGUUUCCUUGUAAUGAAUGUGUAUUUAAAAUGUGCCAGGUCCUCUAUAUGCAGAAGAGCUGCUGACAUAACCUCUCAGUUUUCUGUGCUUUACGUAUGAGCCACUGAGUAUUCUUCACCGAAUAGCAAAAUAGGUCAGGUAGAAUGGCCUGAUGCUUUGCAGCAUUUGGAAGUAUUUAUAUAUGCCAACAGCCCUGUGUGUUGGCGCAGGAUAGGUAUUUGUUCAGGGAUUAAAACCUAAUGCCCAGAUAAAUUACAAAAUAACUAGUUUCUUUUUGUUAGAGAAAUUGGCAGAAAUAAGCCUUAUUACAGCCUCAGUCUUUUGCUAUCCUUAACAGAGUUGGUUUUAUGUUAGCAUUCAUUGCUGUUUUUUGAAAACAUGGAUAUAUGUAAAAUACAAGCACAACAAGGUUUGCACUAAGAUUUGUGUGUGAUUGUAAUGCACUACUCUGUAGCAUAAUUUCAUACAUGUGUGCAAUUAAGGUACACAAAUCCAAGUCAACUGUUAGAGCAGUAGUUUAUUACAUUGGAAUUCAAAUGUUUGCUUAGUCUUGGCUAUUUCUAUGUUUUAUAAAACCAAAACAAUUUUCAAAACCAAUGAAGGAAACCCAAAUAAAUAUUUCUGCAUUUCAA